CGCGUCCGAGUUCCCCGACCUCGCCUCCAGCCCCGGCGGCAGCCACUAUAACAUUAACACGAGCAACCGAGCGCCGCCGUCGUCCUCCCGCUCUCAGCACGACAAGUGCUCCAUCUCCUCACUGCCUGCCGCCGAACCCGCAAUGGAGGGCUGUAGCUCAGUCGCUGUCAUGGAGGGGAAGACCAACGGCACCGAGAUCAAAGCACGGGCGGAUGGUCCGGUACAGGGUGAGGGCACCAUCGUCCUCAAGAGGAUGCGGCAUGUCACCAUGGGGAUGGAGGUCCUGGACUGCCCAGUCUGCGCCGCCCCCCUCGGUCCUCCCAUCUUCCAGUGCUCGCUGGGGCAUAUCGUGUGCUCGCUCUGCCGCGACAAGCUCCCAGGGGCGGAGAAGGCGUGCGGGGUGUGCUCCAAACCCGUCUCGGACCGGUGCCACAACAUGGAGCGCGUCAUUGCUUCCAUCCUCGUGCCGUGCUCCUACGCCGCGCACGGGUGCGCCGCCGACGUGAUGGCCUACCACGAGAUGGCGGAGCACGAGGCGGUGUGCCCGCACGCCCCGUGCUUCUGCCCGGAGAAAGGCUGCGGCUUCGCGGGCACGACGGCGGCGCUCGUGGACCACUUCACCACCCAGCACAAGUGGCCGAUGACGGUUUUCAAGUACUUUGAGCCGUUCGAGGUGCCGGUGAAGGCCGGCCGGCACGUCCUCUGCAGCCACAGCGAGGGCAAAGACGACGGUGGCUUCUUCCUGCUGCGCGUGUCGUGGCCGGAGUCUCCCGUGCAUGUGGUGUCGCUGCUCCGUGUGCAGCCGCACGAGCCGGAGUCCAGGUUCGGCUGCUCCGUGGGCUUCUCGUGGUUCCAGGGGCACUACCAGGUCACAAGGGAAGAUACAAUCACGAGCACGUCGCUGUCUGGCGGGAUGCCGACUGACUACUUGUGCAUCGUUGCUGAGGCUGGCCUUGGAGGCCGAGGCCGUGUUGUGCUCAGCGUGACCAUAGAUAGGGAGAUGGUGUAUGGCGACGACUACGACAAACUGUUUGAGGAGGACGGUGACGAUGAGAGCUAUAUCUAUGACGAGGAUGAGGACGACGAUGGCAGCAGCGAUGGCGAUGAAAGCAGCGAGGAGGAAGACGAUGAGGAAGAGGAAGAGGAUGACGACGAUGGCGAAGAGGAGGGUGGUGACGAGGUCGUCGAUCACACUGACCAUUGAUGCAUUGUUCACAGCAGCGUCCCAAUGUCUGCUGAAUGCGCAAGUUGCUGUUGAGGCUUGCAUUGGGUGUAGGUUCUCCUUAAUCUCAUGCUUUUCAGUUGAUGUCAUGGACGAGUUGCUCGGAGAUCGAAAUGUUAACCUUUCAGUUGACUAUGUGGUGAUACUUGAGCCGCAUUUCUGCUAAAGUUAUGAACGUUGUACAUCAUCUGAUCAUCGUGAUAUCCAUCAGGUCAUGACCAUGGUCAUUUCUUUUCGUACUACUAUUAACGUGCUUGUCUUCAUUUCUCA
Messenger RNA from Lolium perenne, 1492 nucleotides. RefSeq names its product putative E3 ubiquitin-protein ligase SINA-like 9. Gene Ontology annotation, molecular function: zinc ion binding; ubiquitin protein ligase activity. Gene Ontology annotation, cellular component: cytoplasm. The record is from RefSeq and is a predicted model, not a curated record. Lineage: Eukaryota; Viridiplantae; Streptophyta; Magnoliopsida; Poales; Poaceae.